AACACCGUACCGUACCGCAGCUCUCCGUCGCCCCACCGCCACCUGCAAGAUGAGUCCGUGGUGGAAGCCCCUCUUGCUGGCCACCGCGGCCCUCGCCGCGCUCCUCGCGGCCGACGCUACCGUGGAUACGACGUGCAAGGCGGCAGCCGCCACGGACGACCGCGUCGACUACGGCUUCUGCGUGUCGGAGCUGAGCAAGCACCGCGACAGCCCUGGCGCGGACGCCUGGGGCCUGGCCAAGGUGGCUGCCAACCUCGGCGUCAACAACGCCGGCGGCGCGGUCCGCGACGCGGAGGCGCUGCUGGCCGGGCAGCCGGGUGCGGGCGCGGACGGCGCCAAGGCGAGGGCGGCGCUGGGGCAGUGCCGCAGGCUCUACUUCGACAUGGAGCUCGCGCUCGCGGGCGCGUACGACGAGAUCGACGCGCGCGAGUACGCGGCGGGGAAGGAGAUGGCCGUGGAGGGCAUCGCGUUGGCGCGGCGCUGCGACGCCGUCUUCGCCGAGGCCGGGAUGCCGUCGCUGCUCGCGCGGCGCGCGGAGUACGCUCAGCAGAUCACGGUCUUGUGCAUUGCCAUCACCGACCUCAUCGAGUGAUGGUCUGCGUUCUUCAGUCUUGUACUAGGCUUGUGUAGCAAAUAAUAAUUGGUACGAUAUGUGAAGGGUCAACAAGGCGCGAAUUCUUUGAAUAACAGUCCAGGUUUUUAG
Zea mays is the source of this 703-nucleotide messenger RNA. Its product is annotated as pectinesterase inhibitor domain containing protein. Bases 50 to 592 code for a protein of 180 amino acids. Lineage: Eukaryota; Viridiplantae; Streptophyta; Magnoliopsida; Poales; Poaceae. The transcript has a single exon. The record is from RefSeq and is marked validated. Gene Ontology annotation, molecular function: enzyme inhibitor activity.